AUGUCUCGUCUAAGAACAAUUAGCCGAUUUCUAUCCAACCAGACUAAAUAUCCUACUCCCAUCUCUGUAUCUCGGGUUGGAUCUCAUUCAUUGAACCAACUACGAAAGAGUUCUUCUGCAACAGCCGUGGCAUCGGAGGCUGAAAUUGCCGCAGCACAAAAAAACUACAAGGUCGUCCAAGACACAGGCAAUUUUGACGAGAUCCAAGCCAAACGCCCAGACUUUGAUCAUUCUAAGCCCAUCACAGUCACAAAAUCCCCAAAUCCUAACUGGGAGUACGGGCAAGGAGUACCCGACAAUGGGGCCAGUCUGGCCCAAAAACAUCAUGAAAUCGACCCCUACGCCCCCGAUCGCCCGAUGAUCAACAACUACCGCCUUCUUGUCUCGGGAAUUGCGCCUCGACCAGUGGGAUUCCUGAGUACCGUCAAUACCAAGGGUGAAAAGAAUCUCUCCCCAUUUAGUUACUUCCAAGUCAUCGACCACGAUCCCCCAAUGUUCAUCGUGGGUUUCUCGUCUCGACCUGGUCGGGUCAAAGAUACCUACCGUAACCUCCGAGAAACUGGAGAAUGUGUGAUCAACACAGUCUCGGAGAACAUGAUCGAGGCAGUAAAUGCGAGCUCUAUCGAUGCUCCGUACGGAGUGUCAGAGUGGGAUAUCUCCGGUCUACAUGAGGCGCCAUCGAGUACUGUGAAGCCGUCCCGCGUUGCCGAGUCUGUGUUCAACAUUGAGGGAAAGGUUAUUGAUAUCAAGGAGUUCACGGAUCAUCAACAGCCUGGAAUGAGUCUUGCUGCUACUGUUCUCAUUAAGGCUACCCGGUUCUGGGUCAAAGAGGGCACUGUCAAUGAGGAUUAUAGUCACAUUGAUUUGGAGAAGUUGCGGCCCAUUGGUCAACUUGGUGGGAUGUCGUAUGGUCGUAUUGAGUCGACUUUUGAAUACCCGCGCAAAAGAUGGAGUGACGAGGUGCCCAAGAGUGAGGUCUUGGCUAAGCUAGAUGCUGCUAAGCCUGUUGGUAAAUGA
Messenger RNA from Penicillium robsamsonii, 1017 nucleotides. RefSeq names its product flavin reductase family protein. The record is from RefSeq and is a predicted model, not a curated record. The coding region runs from base 1 to 1017 and encodes 338 amino acids. The transcript is spliced from 2 exons. Lineage: Eukaryota; Fungi; Ascomycota; Eurotiomycetes; Eurotiales; Aspergillaceae. Gene Ontology annotation, molecular function: FMN binding.